AUGCCCUCCCUCCCCGACGCCAGCGGUGGCGGAAGCCGAAGCAGCCCGCUGCUCUGGCGCAUCCUGAAAAUCUUCCUUCGGCCCUUUCGCGGCCCCGUCGAUCGUGCCCGUCGUGCCUUUCGCGCUGCCGCAUACCCUAUCCAAGGCAUAUACUACUUUUUGCGCCAUCCCGAAUUCUAUCCCGUGUUCCUAGGCCGCCUACUCCCGUUGUCCAUCAUCUCGUUCCUGGUGUAUCUGAUCCUGUUUACCUUUGCCUUUAUUCCCCAGCUGCUGUUCUUGAUGAUCUUCCAGGGAAAGGCCGGGGCUUGGUUCAAUGCGAUAGUGCUCGUGCUGGGAGAGGGCCAUGUGGUGAUCCAGGCUCUGUUUGAAGGCUUCUUUGUCGACGAGGCCCAAGUGGAUAUCUUUGACGCAACGCUAAUAAACCACGGACUGACCGACCUCGUUGCGCCCCAUCGUCUGCUUUUCCCGGAUGCGCCCACGUCGGUCAAGAUGUUGGGCAAGCCCACCACCAAGGCCGAGUUCCAACCCUUCAGCCUGAAACAAAUCAUCGAGCUGAUCGUCUUUCUCCCGCUCAACCUGAUACCGUACGGUGGCACGGUUGCCUUUCUCAUGAUUACCGGUUCUCGGUACGGGAAGCUGUCGCACCACAGAUGGUUCCAGCUGCGAGGGUUGAGCAAGCAGGAGAUGAAGCGGGAACGCAGCUAUUGGUCGUGGGAGUACACGUGGUUUGGAACCGUAGCGAUGGUCCUCCAGCUGAUACCCGUGCUGAGCUUCUUCUUCCUCUUGACUACCAGCGCUGGAGCCGCCUUGUGGGUAGCAGAACUGGAGCAGAGGUCGCGGGUCAGAGUUGGACGGCCCGUCACUGCCAGCGACCAAGCGACUCGAAACCAGCCAGACGAGCCUGUCUACCAUGAUGGUAUCUACCAUGACGAUCCGGUAUAGAUUAUGGACUGGCAUAAGCAACAGACGUAGUGCUUAGUAUGUUUCUUUUCCCUGGCCAGCGAAUGCCUCGUUGUGCUUUUAGGUACCCAAAGUCUAUCACUGAAAGGCC
Molecule: messenger RNA, 1051 nt
Organism: Neurospora tetrasperma FGSC 2508
Lineage: Eukaryota; Fungi; Ascomycota; Sordariomycetes; Sordariales; Sordariaceae
Exons: 2
Coding region: 1-942 (313 amino acids)
Cellular component (GO): lipid droplet; prospore membrane; ascospore wall
Source: RefSeq, a predicted model, not a curated record